CAUGAAUUAGAAUACAUUGUUUAUGUCACACGUAACAGUAGGUAGAUUUAUAAAGGCAGCUUCCUCGUGAUCCAUAACUAAUUUCCACUUAGGCCUUGGUCAAUUUUUCUCCCUCUCCCUCUCUCCUUCCGGUCUGCUUCCUCCCUUUCUUUAAAAAUCCUCACAUCUCUAUCUUUACCUUGGCUCCUAAACCCGAAUCUUCAGACCCCAAGAAGCCAAUGGAGAUGGAAGUGGUGGUGCCGGUCCCUGCAGUGGACUUCAACUUCGAUAGUGUAUGUUCAUCUCCAUACAUGACUGCUCCUUCAAGCCCUCAACGCUUUGGCAAUUUCUUCUUCAGUGCUCCAGCCAGUCCUACUCGUGCUUCUUCUUUCUAUCGUGACCUUAACGAUUUGUCUCAGGCCUCCAAUAUUUCAUCUGCAGUCCCUUUCGAAUGGGAAGAAAAGCCUGGUACCCCAAAAAGGAAAGGUUUUGAUGACAGAGCCGACAUAGAAGAUAAGAGCAACAAUGAUGAUGAUGAUGAUGAUGAUGGUGGUGGUGGUGGUGAUCAUGGUUGUGAAGAUUUCGAGUUCGACUUUAGUGGGCAGAUAGAGAGAACUUCUUUGUCAGCUGAGGAGCUUUUCGAUGGUGGAAAAAUUCGGCCCCUGAAACCUCCACCUGGCUAUGAACAGUUUUCAAGUACCGUUUCUUCUCCAAGAUCUCCAAGGUCUCCAAAAUCAAGAGCUUUUCGGAAGAAGGAUUUUGAUCCAUUUGAAGCAGCGAUCGAGAAAAGCCGUAAAAGAGUAGUCACACUCAAUGAACCACCGCAACAGGAGCAAAAGAACAUACAAUUACAAUCACAAUCACAACAACGAGGGAGAGAAAGAACGUCCGGGUCUUCUUCAUCAUCUUCAAGCCACAACUACGUGCAUAAGAAAAGCAGAUCUUUGUCUCCUUUUAGAGUAUCUGACAUUAUGUUCGAGCAAGUGGAAACCUCAUCACAAUCCGAAAAAACCAUUGCUUCCACAACAAGCAAUCCUAAAUCUUAUGUUUCUUCAAUCCUGUCAGCUAUUUCAUUUUCAAAAGGUAACAGAAAAUGGAAGUUGAAAGACCUUCUAUUAUUCAGGAGCGCGUCAGAAGGCAGAGCAACAAGUAAAGAGCCCCUUAGCAAAUAUGCUCUCUUGUCUAAGAAAGAGCCAGACGAUGUUAAAAAUUCAAGCUUCCGUUCCACUGAAAGCAUUGGUUCCGUGUCCAGUUCCAGGAGGAGAGCAUAUGUUUCGGCUCACGAGUUGCAUUACACAGCCAACCGGGCUAUCUCUGAGGAGAUGAGGAGGAAGACUUUUCUACCUUACAAGCAGGGCCUCCUUGGAUGCUUGGGGUUCAACCCUGGAAUGCAUGAGAUUUCCAGGGGCAUUGGGUCCUUGACACGUGGAUGAUCAAGAUUUCUUGAUCCUGUGCCUCUUUUGUUGAACAUAUAGUUUUCAAAUUUUCUUUCUUUUAUGUUCCAAAAAAAAAAAAAAGAAAAAAGAUUAUAUAUGGUUAUGGAUCAAAUUCUCUUUGUUUGUUUAUAUAUAUUGUCUCUAUCCAUGAAAUUAACUGAAACUAAAAUUUUAUGAAAUUACAUCACUAAUAAAAAGACAGCUAUAGAUUAGAUGCUUUAAACUACCCUUUUUGUUGGAUUUAUUUGGGAAAGUUGUUUUAUUUGUUAAGCAUUAUGUUUAAACAAAAGGAAAAACCUUGUUCUUAACUGUUUAUCAAGUAA
Molecule: messenger RNA, 1738 nt
Organism: Durio zibethinus
Lineage: Eukaryota; Viridiplantae; Streptophyta; Magnoliopsida; Malvales; Malvaceae
Source: RefSeq, a predicted model, not a curated record